Molecule: messenger RNA, 2607 nt
Organism: Mercurialis annua (annual mercury)
Lineage: Eukaryota; Viridiplantae; Streptophyta; Magnoliopsida; Malpighiales; Euphorbiaceae
Exons: 2
Coding region: 1-2607 (868 amino acids)
Source: RefSeq, a predicted model, not a curated record
AUGGAGACGGACCGCAGUUGGAUGUACAGGAGCCACACAAACGGGCUUCUAACCACAGGCUAUAAGGAGCAUGUGAAGGAGUUUGUCCGGUUUGCAUUACGGCAUCCGGCUUGUAUGAGCGGGGUACAGAUAAAAUGCCCCUGCCCUAAGAGAGGUUGUCGAAAUACAAGCUAUCGGGAUGUUGAUGAGGUGGAAUUCCAUCUAUUGAAGAAUGGGUUCGUGAAAGGGUACCAAGUAUGGGUUUUUCAUGGCGAGGGGAGCGUUUUGAACCCCCCUCCCCUUGCACAGUUACCAGAGCAGGAUGUUGAGUUCGACUAUGAAGAUGAGGGGCCAGGUGAGUUCAGUUCCGCUCAAAGAAUGAUUCUUGAUGCGGUCGGUCCACAAAUAACGUUUCCUGAAGAUGAGCUCCCGAAUGCUGAAGCUCAAAAAUUUUAUGAUAUGAUGCGUGCGGCUGAAGAAGACAUAUGGCCUGGGAAUAGCAGACACUCUCCAUUUUCUGCAUCUGCUAAAGUGAUGGAGAUCAAGUGUCGACAUAAGGGUUCAGUAGCUUUAGUUGACGACGUAUGCGGAUUGAUACAGGAGCUGCUCCCGGAGGACAACAAGAUGCCAACGAAUUUUGCUAAAAUUAAGAAGCUGGUCAAAGGUUUGGGGUUGCCGGUUGAGGUUAUUGACUGUUGUUUUUAUAACUGUAUGAUUUAUUGGGGGGAGGACGCGGAUCUAACGCACUGCAAAGUUUGCAAUUAUGCGCGGUGGAAACCUGUGACCCACGGAAAAUCCACAAAAAGAAAGGCUAACGUGCCAUAUAGUAAAAUGUUCUAUUUUCCAAUAACUCCGAGGCUACAGAGGUUGUACGCUUCGAAAGCCACUGCUCGGCAUAUGACGUGGCACGCAGACCACGAGAUGGAUGGUGAUAAGAUGUGCCACCCGUCCGACUCUCCGGCUUGGAAACGUUUUAGUGAACUGCAUUCUGAGUUUGCCGAUGAAGGGAGAAAUAUCAGAUUAGGCUUAUGCUCCGAUGGGUUUCAGCCAUUUCCCAAUUUUGGGCAGCAGUAUUCCUCGUGGCCGGUCAUUUUGACGCCGUACAAUCUCCCCCCAGGCAUGUGCAUGAAGGAUGAGUUUAUGUUUUUAACGGUUUUGGUACCGGGGCCUAGAAACCCAAAACACCUAAUGGAUAUCUUCCUACAGCCGCUGAUUGCAGAGUUGAACCAACUGUGGGAAUGUGGAGUCCAGACAUAUGACGUUCAUAAGCGUCAGAAUUUUCAACUAAAAGCGGCUCUUAUGUGGACAAUAAAUGACUUUCCCGCUUAUUCUAUGUUGUCUGGUUGGAGCACUGCUGGUAGAAAAGCAUGCCCGUACUGCAUGGAAAACACCGAUGCAUUCACACUGGAUAAAAGCGGUAAACAAUCGUGGUUUGAUUGCCAUCGCAAGUUUUUGCCUCCGAAUCACCAAUUCCGUCGAAAUGUUACUGAUUUCCGUAAGGGGAAACGAGAGGUCGGGAAAAGGUUUGCAGGGGUGAGAACUGGAGAUGAACUGUUAGCAGAGAUUGAUCGACUGGGGUUUAAGAAGGCAUUUGAGCCUGGUGCGAAAGUUACUAAUGCAUUACUGUCAAAAGAUCAUGGGUGGAAUAAAAAAAGUAUCUUUUGGGAUUUGCCUUAUUGGAGAACGAAUGUAAUACGUCACAAUCUCGAUGUCAUGCACAUUGAGAAAAAUGUCUUCGAUAACAUUUUUAAUACCGUUCUCAAUGUCCCCGGGAAAACAAAAGACCAUGCAAAAUCUCGUGAAGAGUUGAACGACAUCUGUGAUCGGCCAGGGUUAGCUAAAGAUCCGGCAACUAGGAGAUUUCCAAAGGCAAUGUAUGCUUUGGAUAGGGAUUCAAAACGAGUUUUGCUUGAGUGGAUUCAGAAAAUAAAGUUUCCAGACGGGUACGCGUCAAACUUGUCUAGAUGUGUUGAUCUAAAGGGGCUGAAAAUGCAUGGAAUGAAAAGUCAUUACUGCCAUGUUUUUAUGCAACGACUCCUGCCAAUCGCUCUUCGGGAGCUACUUCCGAAAAAUGUGUGGGAGCCUCUAACAGAGUUAAGUAUCUUCUUCAGGGAGUUAACUUCCACGUCACUGUCACAGGAAGAUCUAAACCGUAUGGAAACUGAGAUCCCAAAAAUCCUGUGUAAGUUGGAACGCAUAUUUCCACCCAGCUUUUUUGACUCUAUGGAGCAUCUUCCCGUGCAUCUUCCGUAUGAAGCUAUGAUGGCAGGACCGGUUCAGUAUCGCUGGAUGUAUCCAUUUGAAAGAUAUUUGAGGAAAUUGAAAAAAAAGGUCACUAAUAAAGGCAGGGUCGAAGGGAGCAUUAGUAGUGGAUAUCUGCAAGAAGAAAUCGCUAAACUUGCAUCCUAUUAUUUUGCUGAAGGCGAUCCGAUGUUACCCGUGCGUUUGGGAAGAAAUGAAACUUGUGAUAUGGAUAUCGAUGAAGAUGCCGACAGACUGGGAAUUUUUAAACCUAAGGGAAAGCCGUUGCGUGGUAGCGGCAGGAGAUAUCUUGAAGACGAUGAGAUCAUCGCUGCUCGGACCUAUGUUCUUCUGAAUUGUUCCGAAAUCGAAGAUUAUCGAAGGUAA